This is a messenger RNA of Leptidea sinapis, 1369 nucleotides long. It is a transcript of the gene Casp-4, whose product is annotated as caspase-1-like. The transcript has 5 exons. NCBI's taxonomy places the organism in Eukaryota, Metazoa, Arthropoda, Insecta, Lepidoptera, Pieridae. Gene Ontology annotation, molecular function: cysteine-type endopeptidase activity. Gene Ontology annotation, biological process: proteolysis. Bases 9 to 1355 code for a protein of 448 amino acids. The record is from RefSeq and is a predicted model, not a curated record.
UAGUAGACAUGAAUAAUCCUUGGAAAACAAUAAUAAAAGGCAGACCUGUUGAUGAGCAUUUUGAACCUUAUAGCUUAGAAAGCGAUGAAUUUAACAAUUUAAGUGAAGAAGAAACUGAAUCAGACAAUAUAAGAUUAGACAGUGAGUUAAAAAGACCCCCAGAAUAUGAAGAAAAUGCUAAAUGCAAGACACCUGACAUAGAGCCAGUACAAGUAAAUACAAUUGACGAAAUAUUUAACACGAGAGCUUUAAGUAAGCAUGCUGAAACGUAUGAAUUGGAGAAAUUUGAAAAGAAGUGUCUGUUAAUAUUUAACCAAGAGAAUAUAUUAGGCUAUAAGCCGAGAUUGGGAACUUCCCAAGAUGUAAAGUCCUUAGAAGAGACUUUUUCAAAAUUUGGAUUUGACGUUGAAGAACAUAAAGACUGUACCAAAGAGGAAUUGUUCCAAGUGUUAAAGACUUUUAGUGACCGGGACUUUACAGAUUAUGGUUGUGUAGCAAUAGCAGUAUUGACACAUGGAACAAAAGAUGGCCGGCUUAGAGCGAAGGACCAGCAGUACUCAGAAUUCGAUAUCAUAGAGGCAUUCAAAACGCAUGACAAACCCACGCUUGUCACCAAACCUAAGCUUCUUGUUAUUCAGGCUUGUCGAGGCACAAAAGAAAUAAAAGGUGUCGUUGUAGGACGCAGUGCUAAAAUACGUAAAGAUGUGGACGAGGACUUCGAAGCUUAUACAAUUCCGGUGGAGUCAGAUAUGUUGGUGCUGCACAGUUCUUAUAUGGGCAACCCAUCUCACAGAGAUGAGGUGCAAGGCUCGUGGUUGAUUCAAACAAUGUGUAAAAAAAUAAAUGAGCUCUCAUCGACGCACGAUUUGGAGUCAAUAAUAACUGAAGUAAAGAGAGAAGUAGCUAUCGACAGAUACCACGAGGAAUACAACCGACGUACCCUGGAGAUGGACACCAAUAAACAAAUACCAGUAGUUACUUCGACGUUAAUUAGAAAGUUAUAUUUAAGGAAAUAUGAGGAGUCUCACAUUAGUUUUAGCGAUCGAACAGAAACAGAAGUUGCCGAGGAGAACUCCAGUUCACCGCUUUUAGUGCAAUUUGGUCCUUGUUCGUGCUUUCUGAACUACUUUGAUUACAUAAAGAAUUGUUUACGACUAUUUCUUGAAGAAAACCCUGAUGACAAAACAGCUCAAUCAUUCCUGGACGUUUCAGAAACAUUCGAAGAUGGAGAAGAAUUCAACACGGCUAAGGAUCGGAUGACGAAAGCCAUCACCUGUCAUUUAGCCGAAAAUGCGCGCCAUUUUGAAUUUUAUAAAUAUCUGUAUUUUUACAAACAGCGACUGAACGAUAAAUAAACAGUGAAUUGAAA